Molecule: messenger RNA, 648 nt
Organism: Syngnathoides biaculeatus (alligator pipefish)
Lineage: Eukaryota; Metazoa; Chordata; Actinopteri; Syngnathiformes; Syngnathidae
Exons: 3
Coding region: 23-643 (206 amino acids)
Source: RefSeq, a predicted model, not a curated record
UCAGGGUCACCAUACGAGCAACAUGUCUCGGGACGCGACAACACCAUUGCAGCGUGCUCGUGUGCCCAACAUUGUGACCGGUAGUAAAAUUACCACUGCUCUGCUAGUACUACUACUGCUGAACGGAGGGCCGCUGGAAUUUGAGGCCCCAGGGCAGUUGUCCUCUUUUUCAGGGUUUCUGCUCUACCCGGACACCCCUGUCAAGAUGGAGACUACAUCACGAGAGGCCUUCUGCUUCAGGAAAGUCUCGCCACGAAACAGCGGAAAAGGUCCAAUUUCCAUUCCAGGUGCCCAAACAUCGUGGCGGGAGACCCGCCAUUCCCAUCCGGCAACCUCAAGACAAACAGGAAGUGGAAAGAGUAGGCAUUUAGAGGACGAUAAGGAACCACAUGUCUGCGAUUCAAACCAAAAUCCAGAGAUGCUGUCUCAGUACCAGAAGGACUUCCCUCCUCCAUCCUCCUGGCAUAGGAGAACCCCUGCCCUGCCACAGCCGGACAACAUUGGGAUCAACCCGGCUUUCAGGAUCGAGUUUGGGACUGUCCACAGGGAGACCUACCCCAAUUGGCCCAACCCUGAUAAGGGACGCGCCCUGUCCACAAAUACCAAAUGUCCAUCCAGAAACACUCAUUGGACACUUCAUUAGGUACA